AUGCGAUGGACUUCUCCACCCACGCGCCGUGAAAUCUCACUGGUCAUAUUCUGCUUGACCGUCUUCACCCUUUCGUAUAACAUCGACUCGUCAAUACGGCUGGUUGGCCUCAAUCGUGAAAACGCAGUGCUAAGCAAACUUGGCCUCGUACGAGCGGAGGUCGGUCCCGACGGGCGACGUCCCCUAAAGAGCCGAGAUGCCCUCGAAAGUAUGAUAUAUGGAGACUGGGAUUGGGAAGAGGGAAGGAUUGCUGGUGAUGGAACGGAAAGAAGUCAACCGAAGGGUGUUGGGAGGCAUGGGGCGAUGUGGGUUGAAAGAGACGAGAUUGGGGACUUGGGAGGCCCGACUUUGGGCGAAACAACAGUGACAGACGCGUUUCAACGAUGGGGAGAGAAUGUACCCCGAAGCCGUUUGGUCAAGCAUACUCCCGGCUAUACAAUUGUCGACAACAUUAUUCUUUUCAAUGGAAGUAUGACCCUCGUAACAGAAGAACCAGAGACUUUCCCGCCAUUACAUGAAAUGAUCCUUCCAGCCGACUUGAACCGUUGGCGCAUUCUUUCACCUCAGCAAGCUCGAAAGGUUAUUCUUCCCUACGGCGGAAGGAUACGAGGAGUAACUUGGAUGGCUGCCGAUUCCUCACCACACAACUCCACUCUCUUGGCAUUGUGGAGAACCUAUAGUGCGCUGGACUCUGAAAUAAACUCGAAUGGGGCAACAACCCUUACUCCUCCUCGACGCUUGAUGUUUCCAUACUACGGAUUCUUCACGGACCCGAAUCCCGAGCACGCGGAUGUCACAACUCGUCGACAACGAGUGGUGAACGGAUUCCACCCUGAACUAGUCAAGGCAGCAUUCCCGUUCAUGACUGUCAUGUAUUAUGCGGACUGGGAGGACUACCACAAGAUGCAAGUGCCGUUUGUCAUUGAACGUCUCGUGGUUGCGGACAGAACUGCAGCAUCGUAUGGGGUCGACUCCCAUGAACCGAUCUAUGCACCCGCUUUCAGAAAGACUGAUGGGUUAUCGGAGCACUGGUGGGAGCCCAUACGACUCAACCUUGCCUCGUAUUUCGGAGUCAACGGAGACAAAGCACCUAAAAAUGGCAUCACUUAUGUGCAUCGUCAGUCGCAUUCGAAUGGUUUGAAGUUGAACGAUGAAGACCACGCGGCACUUGUGGAGGCUCUGCAAAAGCUACAACAAGACUAUGGGUACGAGGUUCAUAUAGUCUCCAACAUCGACGAAGAAAUGUCCUGGACCGACCGGCUCGGGGCGAUUACCCGGUCAACUCUAAUGCUGGGCGUUCACGAUAGCGACUUGAUCGACUGUGCUUACAUGCAACGGAAUCCACACACCACUCUCAUGGAGUUCUUCCCCCCGCAAACGUUUGCGCUUGAGCAGCAACUGGUUGCCAAAUCCUUGGGCAUGCGAUAUGUUGCCUGGUGGAAAGAAAGGCGUGUGCUAGUCUUUUACAACGUGUCAUUUUGUCUUACGCCAAUUCACAGACGACUCUCCCAAGACGAGCUACCCUCUGUUUCACGCCCAACAGAUGGGCAAGCAGUUCCCAUUGACGUUUCUGAGAUUGUCAAAGCUAUUCGGGAGGUUCUGCAGUAA
Mycena indigotica is the source of this 1608-nucleotide messenger RNA. RefSeq lists its product as uncharacterized. NCBI's taxonomy places the organism in Eukaryota, Fungi, Basidiomycota, Agaricomycetes, Agaricales, Mycenaceae. The record is from RefSeq and is a predicted model, not a curated record. The transcript has 4 exons. The coding region runs from base 1 to 1608 and encodes 535 amino acids.